CAUGUUCUUAAGUCUUUUGUCGUGUUAGAUUCGGAGUUCGAUUCCACACUUACACUGAGCUCCAGCUCCAGCUUCCGAACGAGAAAAAGCGAUUCUGAGGAGAACGAUGAAUAGUUCAUCACCGGCUCAUUCAUCGAUAUCCACCACGGCGGUUGUGAGCGGCGGCGGUGCAAGUAACGCGGCUGUUUCCUUUGACGACCUCCAUUUCCCGUUUGAUCCCAUUUCAACGCAAGAGCGAAAGGACGAGGUUAUGCUAGUGUUAAAAUCGGAUAUCAUGGCUGCACUUGACAAGGAGGUUAAAUCCUUGGAUGAAGAUAACUGGAAGUUUGAAGGACCUCGUUCUCGUAUUAACCUUACAUCACGUCGAGGCGGAGGUGGUCCUCUCCCUUGGCAAACAGAGAUUUCAAAGAAUUGGAAUCUGCCUCCACCAAAAUAGUUGGAACUCUCACCUCAAAGAACUGUACCUCUGUUCAAUUAUCAAGUGAUUAUGGUUGUGAUCUACACAUAAGUACUGUUAUGCUGCAUUUCAUUCCCCCUGGUAGAAAGCCCAGCAGUUAUACUACAACUUCUGGUGAUAUGUAGUUCUGGAGGAGCUUUGAGGAAUUGUUGAUUGCAAACAUAGGUUCCUUCCAGGCAUGAUUUUCAGUCACAGUUUCCCUAUGUCUUUCUAGUCUGGGUAGAGAAGUAGGUGUGCUUUAAUGUAUGCAAUCUCAUUGCUUUAGUUUUGACUCUUUUGAGGGAUCAAUGGUUAAUUGCGGAUGAUUGUUUCAAAUGUAAGGUAUUUAAAUGCAGGGAGAAUCAUUGUUGUAUUGGAGUAACAAUUAAUGGCUAGUGUUAAAUGAAAGUUAUUGACAGGUAGCUAGUUGCAUUA
Messenger RNA from Lotus japonicus, 871 nucleotides. RefSeq names its product protein SAMBA. Gene Ontology annotation, molecular function: anaphase-promoting complex binding. NCBI's taxonomy places the organism in Eukaryota, Viridiplantae, Streptophyta, Magnoliopsida, Fabales, Fabaceae. Gene Ontology annotation, biological process: negative regulation of organ growth. The transcript is spliced from 3 exons. The coding region runs from base 107 to 436 and encodes 109 amino acids. The record is from RefSeq and is a predicted model, not a curated record.